UUUUAGAAGAAAAUUGACAUACAACUCCAAUUUUUCCAUCAGAUUCAUAAGAAAUGGCAAGUUCUUCACAAGGAGCUGUGCCAGGUUCUUCACAAGGAGAAGCAGUGCCAGAUUCUUUAGAAGAAAAAAUGCGAGUCAAGUUAGCUGAAAUUUGUGAACAUUUAUCACUUUCACAACGAAUUAGCGAAGAAGAUUUGCAACGUGUGAAAUCAGACCUCUUGGUCCUGCAGGAAGACAAAAAUACUGCCUGGAUCGAUGCAUUUGAGACACCAUCAUGUACUUGCCGUCAACUGGAGAUCGUCAAGAGGCUACUAUUGCACGAAAUGACGAGUCAUGGUCAAUUGGUAAACGAUCUUUAUCGUCAAAGUUUAGCGCUCGAUAUUGCUGCUGGGAAUGGUGAUUUGGAGACUGUUAAGAAUCUGUGCGAACUCAAUCUUCACCUGCUUGAUAAAAAUAAUUCAGAUAGCCAUGGGCUAGAAAUACCGGUUCUGCGGGCAUCUAAUGCAGGGCAUGGAAAGGUCACUGACUACCUUUAUUUCAACUACCGCUACCACAGAAAACUUAUUGAUAUUUUGAAGGGAAAUGAAGAAAUGGCUGCAUGUCUCCUUCUCGAUGCCAUAUUUUAUGGAUUUCUAGACAUUGCGUUGGACAUGCUGAUUACCGAACAAUUACCGUCUUCCCUGGCCGUGACUAAAAAGGCAAGUCAAAGAUCAACUCCACUUGAGCUCUUGGCUUUGAAACCUGACUUAUUUCGUAGCCACUGCAAUCUUGGAUUUUGGCGACGCCGCAUCUACUCUUGUAUAGAGUUGGAUUCUCCAGCCGAGUCUGAGGAGGCUUCGAAACCAAACCGAUGCCAACGUAUAUUUUGGAAAAUAAUACAACGUCUUCCCAAACGGUUUGGAAUCGAUCAAACAUCUGACCUAAAAGAUAGACAUUCCAAAGCUGAUAACUUGCUUCAGAGAAUGUGCAAAGCAACAAGAGCCAUGGUCAAGGACGAGAGCUGGAAAGAGACAGUCUAUGAAUCAUUACUUGCAGCGGUGGAGAAUGGGAACAAGGAAUUUUUCAUCGAGAUAAUCAAAUGUAACCCUCCACUUCUUUGGAUCUCGAAAGCUGCCUCUGGUCGAAACCUCUUUCAGCUGGCCGUUGAAUUCAAGAAAGAGAAGAUCUUUAAUCUCAUACAUGGUUUAGAUGAUAGAAAGGUCACGCUGCUUAGAUCUUCCGACAACAAAAACAACAACAUUCUCCAUAUCGCCGCUCAUCUCUCUACUCCCGACCAACUUUCUAAGAUUUCUGGAGCUGCUCUUAAGAUGCAAAGAGAGAGUCAGUGGUUUGAGGAAGUAAAGAGCAUGGUAUCAGAACGUGAAGUAGUGCAAAGAAACAACGACAACAAGACCCCGCGAGAAAUAUUUGAAGAUUCUCACGAACCUCUACGAAAAGAAGGAGAAGAAUGGAUGAAGUACACUGCCACUGCUUGUAGCUUCGUAGCAGCUCUCAUUGCAACUGUCACAUUUCAAGCAAUAUUCACUGUUCCUGGAGGUACUAAUGAAACUUCGGGUGCACCUCUUCUUCUCACUGACAAGCAUUUCACGGCGUUCAUCUUUGCAGACACUCUUGCCUUCUUCGCCUCCUGCAUCUCUGUGCUCAUAUUCCUAAGCAUUCUGACCUCAAGAUACUCUUUUGAUGACUUCAUAGUAUCACUUCCUAGAAAAAUGAUAUUGGGUCAAUCCAUUCUGUUCAUCUCUAUCGCCUCAAUGCUUGUUGCAUUCAUCACCUCGCUUUCGGCGUCGAUGCGUGAAAGGCCACUGCUUGUAGUCCCAUUUAAGCCACUCGCCAGCGUCCCUGCGUUUCUCUUCUUGAUGUUGCAAUAUCCUCUUCUCAAUGAGAUGAUUUCUUCCACCUACGGCAAACGACUCUUCCAUCGCGAUACAAAAAGUUGGCUAGUACCAUGUGUAGAUAUUACUAUUACACAUGGAUCAUCUGGACCCAUUUCAGCAAGCAGUAGUGGUCGCCUAAACAUUUAGUGGAGAUUUCUUUGUUAUUUUAGUCCCAAGUAUGAAUGUGUGAUUAUCAAUUUUUUUUGUCAAUGUUUAUCAAUUAAUUAUUUAUACAACAUGUUUUUAAAGAGAUUGGAGGGUAACUAAUAUUACAGAGUGCUUGAUGAAACUUCAAUCUCAGUUUGAAGGGAUAUUUCGGUUUCGGAACGUUUCCCUCUUCUCUAUAAUGUUGAAAAACAUAGGAUCCCACAUCGACUGUUCGACGAGUCAGUCGUGAAAUCAUCUUCUAUAAAUAGUUACCUUUAGGCUUUCGCCAUACGGAUUAUUGGGCCUUCAUUUAAUUUAUUCUCAGCUCAUAUUUGGUUAAGUGCAUUUUUUUUUGUGAGAGCAUAGUGUCAUUAUUGGGCCUUCGAUUAGUCUGCCUUUCUCCGGCCGACGAUUAGUUGGUUCGAUAAUGGCCUCUCAUCAUUGCUCCUCUUCAACUCUCUUUUUUUUCUUUUCGAUAUGACAUAACCUUUAGCGUUUUCACAAAUACAUGUUUUCAAAUCUAGCGUUCAAGUUUUCGAAAUACGUUUUAAA
Molecule: messenger RNA, 2573 nt
Organism: Camelina sativa (false flax)
Lineage: Eukaryota; Viridiplantae; Streptophyta; Magnoliopsida; Brassicales; Brassicaceae
Cellular component (GO): membrane
Source: RefSeq, a predicted model, not a curated record